This is a messenger RNA of Psilocybe cubensis, 885 nucleotides long. RefSeq lists its product as uncharacterized. NCBI's taxonomy places the organism in Eukaryota, Fungi, Basidiomycota, Agaricomycetes, Agaricales, Agrocybaceae. Bases 1 to 885 code for a protein of 294 amino acids. The transcript is spliced from 6 exons. The record is from RefSeq and is a predicted model, not a curated record.
AUGCCACUACCGCUGAACAGUACAGGAGAAGGGUGGCCACCAAGAAAUCGGUUCAACGCCAAUCUAACUAUAGGCGCAAUUGAAAUCGGAGUCCUAGUCUCAACUUUUCUGUUCGGUCUGGUCACUGUACAAUGCUACAUAUACAUCCAUCGCUUUCCUAAGGACCCUGCAUUUCUCAAAGCACUAUCUGGUAUUAUCGCGCCUUUUAUCUCUUCAACAAGCAAUUGUCCUCUUACCUGCCGUCUUCAACACAGGCUACUUGAACUCGCACAUACCAUUUGCAUAUGUCAAGCUCUCUAUGAAAUCACAGUAUCGCAAUACGGGCAUCCUGAGCUGCUCGACAUCCCGCCAGAAUCUCUCAACGUAGCUGUACUCUUCAGCGGCUUUAUUGGGCCCAUCGAACAAUGCUGGUUUGCCCACCGCCUGUACAAAUUUUCCCGCUCUCUGCCCCUUCCACUCUUCUGCACCUCCCUCGCCCUAUUACGCUGGAUCGGCAGUGUCGGCAUCUCCAUCGUUGCCCUACACCGACUUACUGUCGAAAUGUACUUCGCACACUGGUCGUGGCUACUCACAGCCAUUCUCGUCGUCGGUGCGGGGACGGACGUCAUUCUUGCCGCGGGACUAUGUUGGUACUUGCGCAAGUGGCGCGGGUCGGGGUUCAAGAGGACGUCGCGGUUGGUGGAUAGACUCAUGAUCUGGUCCAUUGAAACUGGGCUGUUGACGAGUCUCAAUGCACGACCAGCACUAGCCCAGAUACCCACGCAAGACGAAUUCAUCCGGACAAGCACUUUCCGCCCCGAGAUAUCUCCCGUAACAGUGCGUACUCCUAUGCUCCUACCCUCCACAGCGUGCGAAGGCAGGCUGAAAUCCAAACCCCCUAAUUGA